GUGGGUGGCAGAGUUCAGCUCCCUGGAGGGGAAGGAGGGGCGUCCCAAAGAAGGGUCUUUGAGGAAGGGGUGGGGGGCGACAUCAGGAGGAGGCUCCCAGGGGCUGUCUCAGGGGAGCGAAGGUUUUCUGGGAACAGCUGGGGUCUUCAGUAGAUAGACCACUGUGCAGGCUGAGGGAGGUACUUCUUGGCGCAAGGCCUUGGGUAGGCAGGGGCGAAGUCCUCGCAGAAGUGGGGGGGAGGCCAGAGGAAGUGGCUGGGCCUGAACUGGCACUGUGCCUGACACAGGGCUUGUGCAUCCCCCUAGUCUUCAGCUUUGCCUUCUGAGCCAGUCCUCAGGGGCAGGGGCCCUUCUCUUCUUCCACCUCUUCUGUUCUCUGACCCCUGGUUACCUGUGGCCCUGUGGAACGAAAAAGAACCAGUGCCUGAGCCCAGGAGUGGAACCCAAGCACUGGUGAUAGAGUUCAUCUUAGUUCCUGAGAAUUGGAUUUAUUUCCCUGUAUCCACAUAGUGGGUGGCACUACACUCCUUAUUAUACGAUUGCAUCUUUGGAUUGCUGGUUGGGGGUCCGCCUGCUUUCCAGACUAACUGCUGACAGUCCAAGAAUUCCUGAGGUUCUUCGCAGUUCUCAGGUGGCUGCACCCUUACUGGCCCCUGUAACCCAGACAAUUUGUUCACAGAAAGUUCAGGAGCCCUGGAAAGGAGAAGGAAUAAGACGACAGGAGGAAGAGAGAGAGAGGGUAGAAUGGAAGAAUCUCACUUCAAUUCUAACCCGUACUUCUGGCCUUCUAUCCCCACAGUCUCAGGACAGAUUGAGAACACGAUGUUCAUCAACAAGAUGAAGGAUCAGCUGCUGCCGGAGAAGGGUUGUGGGCUGGCUCCACCCCACUACCCCACCUUGCUGACAGUGCCUGCCUCCGUGUCCCUGCCCUCAGGCAUCAGUAUGGACACAGAGUCCAAGUCAGACCAGCUGACCCCACAUAGCCAGGCGUCUGUUACCCAGAACAUCACCGUGGUCCCUGUGCCGUCUACAGGACUGAUGACUGCUGGUCCCGGUUUGGUAAUCACGUCCCCCUCAGGCUCCCUUGUGACCACAGCCUCAUCAGCUCAGACCUUCCCCAUUUCGGCUCCCAUGAUUGUCUCAGCUCUUCCCCCUGGCUCACAAGCCCUGCAGGUGGUCCCUGACCUCUCCAAGAAGGUAGCAUCAACCCUAACAGAGGAAGGAGGCGGAGGUGGUGGUGGAGGUGGCAAUGUGGCUCCUAAGCCCCCUCGGGGCCGGAAGAAGAAGCGGAUGCUGGAAUCAGGGCUGCCUGAGAUGAAUGACCCUUAUGUCCUCUCCCCUGAGGAUGACGAUGACCAUCAGAAAGACGGCAAGACCUAUAGGAGCGAAGGGAACUGCGGCACAGGAAAUGGACAGAGCCUUGGGCUCAUGGAUUCAGUUCCCGGCUCCACCACGAACUUGCUGUGUGACCCUGGGUGCCGGAUGUGCUCACUGACAUUCUACUCAAAGUCGGAGAUGCAGAUCCACUCCAAGUCACACACCGAGACCAAGCCCCACAAGUGCCCGCACUGCUCCAAGACCUUCGCCAACAGCUCCUACCUGGCCCAGCACAUCCGUAUCCACUCAGGGGCCAAGCCCUACAGUUGUAACUUCUGUGAGAAAUCCUUCCGCCAGCUCUCCCACCUCCAGCAGCACACCCGGAUCCACUCCAAGAUGCACACGGAGACCAUCAAGCCCCACAAGUGCCCGCACUGCUCCAAGACCUUCGCCAACACCUCCUACCUGGCCCAGCACCUCCGAAUCCACUCGGGGGCCAAGCCCUACAACUGUUCCUACUGCCAGAAGGCCUUCCGCCAGCUCUCCCACCUCCAGCAGCACACACGAAUCCACACCGGUGACAGACCAUACAAAUGUGCACACCCGGGCUGUGAGAAAGCCUUCACGCAGCUCUCCAAUCUGCAGUCCCACAGGCGGCAGCACAACAAAGAUAAACCCUUCAAGUGCCACAACUGUCACCGGGCGUACACGGACGCAGCCUCACUAGAGGUGCACCUAUCUACGCAUACGGUGAAGCAUGCCAAGGUGUAUACCUGCACUAUCUGUAGUCGGGCAUACACGUCGGAAACGUACCUUAUGAAACAUAUGCGCAAACACAACCCUCCUGAUCUCCAGCAACAAGUGCAGGCGGCAGCGGCGGCAGCGGCGGUGGCCCAGGCCCAGGCCCAGGCCCAGGCCCAGGCUCAGGCCCAGGCCCAGGCCCAGGCUCAAGCCCAAGCCCAGGCUCAAGCCCAGGCCUCCCAGGCAUCGCAGCAGCAGCAGCAGCAGCAACAGCAGCCACAGCCACCACACUUCCAGUCCCCUGGGGCAGCCCCCCAGGGUGGGGGUGGUGGGGACAGCAACCCCAACCCUCCACCCCAGUGUUCCUUUGACCUGACCCCCUAUAAGACGGCGGAGCAUCAUAAGGACAUCUGCCUCACUGUCACCACCAGCACCAUCCAGGUGGAGCACCUGGCCAGCUCGUAGAGACCUGUGCUGCCACCCACUGGGAAGAGGGGAAAGAAGUUCUGGUCCCUUCUUUCUCCAACUUCUCUUGGUGGGAAAAGUCUUCUUCCUUGACAGGCCUUGCCUCCAUCUCCUUGGGCCUCAGGCACGGCCUUCCUACACAGGAUACCAUGCUUAUUCUCAACUCCUCUUCAAAAGGAAUAUCAGCCCUCCUGAUUGGCAAAGGAAUAAGGAGCUGGUAGUGUAAUCCAGCAGCCUCCCCUUCCAAGCAUAGCUUUUCAAAAUUGGGGGUUGGUGCUCAAGGGAGGGAUUUGCUAUGACCUCAUAGAAACGUUUCCAGUGUGGGCACUUACCCUCUCGUUACCCUCAUAAUCCUCAAAAGUUGGGGCUGGUGGAAGACUAGAGGCUGGUCCUCCCAGAUCUCUGAGAGAAGGGAGCCCUAAAUGCAACCAGCCUCCUGUUCUAUUCUUGCCUGCAAAAGAACGGAGGUUUCUCACACGCCCCGAUGAGCGGGAGCCGUCUUCCCCUCGUGGUCUCACUUCACUUCCUACCUAAUGCUGGAAGAGGGAGAUCUCAGUGGGGGUCAGACCCCCUUUAUUUGUAAGGGGCAAGGGCUGAGAUGUGGUCCCCAAGGGGCCAGAGAUACCCAAAAUGGUCAAGGGUGGCUUAGAAGUGUGGGUUAUGGUUUUCCUUGGGGCCUCUCCCCUUCUCUGCCAGCCAAGGCCCUAUACUCGGUCUCCCAGUCCCAAAGCCAGAGGAGCUGUGGGAGCUUUGUGUUCUUUAUGAAAGCCCAAAACAAAGGGUGUUGCAGAGAAGGGAGAGUUCAGGGCAAACACAAGGACUGGACUUAGCUCCCUAGGUGCCACGGUCAAUUGCCGGACACGGAUUUAUAUAUAAAUAUAUAUAUAAAUAUAUAUAUAUACCCACUCAUCACGGCCAUCUUUGUUGUAACCAUUUCUGUGUUUAUAAAUGCAUUAUCUCUCAGAAUUUUCAUAUUUGAUGUUUUGUUUAUUUUUGUCUUUUUUGUUUUUCUCCACCCUGUCUUCUGGCCAACGGCAUUUUUUAUUUCCUUUUGCCCUUUUUGUUUUUAAAUCAUGGCAGAUUUCAGAGAAAAGACAAAAUGAAAAAAAAUCAGGAAAUCAGUUGUUAUAAAGCAAUUUAAAAUGAAGAAAAAAAAACUUAUGUACAAACCAAGGGGUGUUUUUAGAACCUUGUAUAGAAAUAAAUUCGUGUAAAAGGAUCAGA
This is a messenger RNA of Acinonyx jubatus (cheetah), 3747 nucleotides long. It is a transcript of the gene ZNF384, whose product is annotated as zinc finger protein 384. The transcript is spliced from 10 exons. Gene Ontology annotation, biological process: regulation of transcription by RNA polymerase II. The coding region runs from base 745 to 2523 and encodes 592 amino acids. Gene Ontology annotation, molecular function: RNA polymerase II cis-regulatory region sequence-specific DNA binding; DNA-binding transcription factor activity, RNA polymerase II-specific. NCBI's taxonomy places the organism in Eukaryota, Metazoa, Chordata, Mammalia, Carnivora, Felidae. Gene Ontology annotation, cellular component: nucleus. The record is from RefSeq and is a predicted model, not a curated record.